Mycena citricolor is the source of this 3246-nucleotide messenger RNA. The record is from the annotation of a GenBank genome assembly. NCBI's taxonomy places the organism in Eukaryota, Fungi, Basidiomycota, Agaricomycetes, Agaricales, Mycenaceae.
AUGCCCAAUCCACGUCACUCGUCGAAGAGUCCCAUCAAAGCUCAGGCCUUCGCGCUGAGCAGUGUACGACCGCCGCAGCGGCAAGGCGCUUGGCGUCCGCCCCCCGUUUAUUGUGCCGACGGCGUAACACUGUAUCAAGACUAUGUCAGAGCCCCACCUGGUCAGGUCGGGUUUUCGCUGAACACUUCGCGCCUGGAGAAUCUCGAGGGCCGGGAAUCCCUGCAUGUCAACAAUGGAGUAUACGAUGAAGCUCACUACAUAACGCCUCUGCAUUCCGAUGCAGUACCUGCCCCGACGGCGCACUCUGUGGCCCGAGAGAAGCAGGCUAAGCGCUGGGUCAUGGAAACCAUUCCCGCCCUACUGCCUGUCUACGUGGAUCUCAUGUACCGAACGGAGCGCCUGCGUCACCUUGAUCGUGCAACUCCGUCUACGGCCUCCUGCAUUUGCGGAAAACAGAAAGAGAUUCAGGUUGCAGAUUUAGACAAGGUUUCACUGCACCACUGUCCCUGUCGCCCAGCAACGCAGCAGCUUGUUGCCCGCGGCUUCUUUCCAAGCUUGCCCGUUGAACCGCACCUGGGUGUGGACAUGCGAGUGCUAGAUUUCGCGCAGGAUCUGUUCCUCAACCAGGCACCGAACAACCGUGCACUGACCAAAACGAUUGAGCAGUGCCUGGACAGGCUAGGCUACAAACUGCCCAACCGUGAAUCCCUACGACGCCAAUUUGGCAAUGCAUUAGAGUACUAUGUCAUGCUGCGCCAUAGUACAGAUCAGGCCAUCGACAACAUCCUCGCCACCGUGCGGCAGGGGAUCCAGAAUGAGGACGACAGCCAUGAACGCCCAACCACACCAGGUCCGAUGAUCGCACGAACCUCUGUGCAGGAAUCUCCGCGGAAGAGAGGCCGCAGGGAGUGGGACUCUUCUCCGCCGGCUUCUCCAACUAAGCGCACUCGAGCAGCGCAACCAUCAUCUCCGACACGAUCUUUGUUGCCGUCUUCAUCAUCUCCGGUUAGACUGUCGUUGCCUUCAUCGCCCAGUCGCCCACCAGCGUCUUCUCCGGAGCCGUCAUCGCCUGUGGCCGAGUCAUCACAUCACACCUAUCCAUUCACACCGCCCGAGGAUCGCCCGCGACCAAGUGAAUACCUCCGGAGCCGAUGUCCCGCCUGCUUCGGCGGCAAAUGGGAGGACAUGCGGGUAGCUCUUGAUUGCAUUGUUUGCGGAGACGCAUGCUUCACGCAGAAACGGAACAAGGACCGAGGCUGUCGAGAUCCGGAGCGCAUGCAUCCCAAGUCGUCUUUCUUGCCCGACCAAGCGACGCAGAAGAUGGCUGACUGGGUCGAAGGAAAACGCCCUGCUCGUUCCGCCCCGAACACAGCUGCUGCACCGACAUUAGAAGUUGAUGAUGACGAUGUGAUCGAAGCACCAAGCAUUCCUCUGCCUCGAUCCGUGCUCAAUGAGUGCGAACGCUCCUUCGCUGCAGCGGAUGAGACUAGAGCGAAGACCAGUUCCCAGUUCUUUGACGAUAAGGGACUGAUGGGCUUGUCGUGUCGUCACGAUAACCUGCUGUUCCUAGCAAACAUUAAGACACCCGGUGAGCGACAAUUCUACAUGUUUGCACUACUUGAAGCUCUGUUCCAGCACCUGCCGACUGAUUUUGUCGUUGGCUUCCUUUACGACAUUGCCUGCCAGUUACAACGAUCUGCAGUCAAAUACGACUUCUUGCCUCCAGAAUACAUGGCCAGACUGGAGUGGGCUGUUUCUGUCCUGCAUUCGUACGGUCAUGGAGCUGCCUGCCAAGCAGUCUAUCAUCCAAGACGCCGUACUCUAUUCGGUUAUUUGGAUGGGGAGGGUCUAGAACGGUUCUGGCACUCCCUCAGCCAUCUUGUCUCUUUUCUUCGUGUGUGCGGUUAUCACAAGCGCCGCUACACGCUGGAUGCACAGAUCAUACACAUACACAAGGGGAAUUUGUUCAGAUUGGGCAGCUGGCUCUCCAGGCGCUACGCUGAUUGCUGUCAGCAUAGACAGCACGCUACGAAUGCUCUGGCUGAAUGCCAGCAUUCUCUAUCGGUUCUGCGUGCAGAGCAUGCCAAACAAGUGACAGCCUUGUCACAGCCGUUACCUCGACAAUCAAAGAACGCAGGGAAAAUCGCCAUACAAGAUGUACUACGCAAGACAGUGGCAAUGGAUAGGCUGAAGAACCAGAUGUCGCAGUGGAAUGAAGCCAUUUACAAGGAGGACGCAGACCCCGUAUAUGUCGACUUCGCUUUGCAGGAGUACGCAAAAGCAGACGCCAAGUUAUCGAAACUUGCGGAAUCAGUGCGGAGGCAGAAGGCAGUCAUGGGUGUCGAAGACAAGGCGAACCUAGCGAAGCUGGUGAAGAGCAAGUACAUCCAGACUCGCACCAACACCGCCGCCGCAAAAACAAGGUUGCGCAAUCGCUUGCGGCAGAGGAAGUUUGAGCUCGACAGAGUCGAGCAUGCUAAAAUGACGACUCACAUCGAGGAUGCUGUGCUACGCCGCGACCGAAGUAUCAAGGAUGUGUGCAGGCUAUACAACAGGCUCUGCAAAGAACUGGAAGAACUCAUCCGUCUUGGUCGUGCUCCACGCAAUGCAAUUGCUCCUAGAGAAAUCAUUGAGCAGGACAUAUGGGCAUUGGAUGUCGAUGCUGAAAUCUGGCUUGACGUUGGCCUGAUGGAGGCAGACGAGGAAACAGAGCCGCCACUGUGGAUGAAAAGUGACGCAGUUCGUCAGGGUAUCCAGGCCAUGUUGGAGCAGGACCGCUGUAACGAAGAGGAGCCGCGUUUGUUUCAUGAAUGUCGGGCUUUGCGCUGGUGGAUGGCCGAGGAAUGGGAAGUGGUGACGCGCGGAAUGAAGUUGGCCGCGGAAGACGGUGAAGCUGCGAUUGUCUAUCAGUUCGAGCUUCGCAAGUCUGAAUUGACAAAAUUGGCUGCAGCAUGGGAGAAACCGCUACGUCAGGUCCCGUAUCCCACAUCCGGGUUGCCAGCAUGGGGCCCGUCUGAGGAAGAUCUGCUCCAAGUCCGCAUCGAGGACAUGUUUGCUAGAACGUCGGUUGGCAGCUGGAAGGAGCCUGAUACGCCAUCAUAUCAAGAGGACAUCGCAUCAGACAGCGACUCUGGGACAGAUACCGAAUACUUUCCCUACGACGAACUGGACGCCUUCGAGCGUGCCGGUGAUUGGCGGGAGCUUCAGGGUAUCUCAGCGCACAUGGACUAUCCCGAUUGGCUUUAG